UAGUUUUGCAUUAAUUAUCAUUUGCCAUGAUUUGUUUUGUAUUUACACUUUUAGCCCCAUAUAUUUCCCAAUCAUUAUUAUUCUUCACCCUCCAUUCUCAUAUUUUCUCACUAUCGUAACAGGAUAGUACUGUAUACAUUUUCCAGGAAAGUUCAUAAUUUUCCUGGAAAAAUUUCUGAUUCAAUUCAAGCCCAGUUUUCCAUUCCCUCAUACCAGAAAACCCAUUUCAGAAUUUCAGCGAAAUCUAUAAAUAAAUCAGGAAAAAAGAAUAUAAUUUUGCUUCUGAAUUCGUAUUUAUCCGAUGGGGCAAGGGCAAUCCAAAGACGAGUUGCUCUUCCAGCAAGUCAGUUAUGGGAACAUCGAAGGAAUCAAAGCCCUUCACAGAGAAGGUGCGAGCCUAGAGUGGAUGGACAAAGAAGCGAAGACCCCCUUGAUUGUUGCUUGUAUGAAUCAUCAGCUUUAUAAUGUUGCUAAAACUCUGAUAGAACUUGGAGCCAAUGUCAAUGCAUACCGUCCCGGUCGUCAUGGUGGGACUCCGUUGCAUCAUGCAGCUAAAAGGGGCCUUGAAAGUAUUGUUAAGUUACUCCUUUUGCAUGGAGCCAAUCCUUUAGUCUUGAAUGAUGAUUGUCUAACUGCUCUUGAAGUUGCCAGGGCCAAAGGGCAUGGCAAUGCUGUUCGUGCAAUUGAGAAUCAUCUAUGCUUGUUCUGUGGUUGGUUGCGGGAGUUUCAUGGACCUGGGUUUCUAGAAGUAGUAGCUCCUCAGUUGGUAUCAAAGAAAGUUUGGGUGGUUGUUUUACCAGUUGGCUCCCGUAAUCUUACCAGACCCUACAAGUUGGAGCUUGCCAUUUAUUCUACUUUGCAGGAUGCACGACCACGUACAAUUAUUGCACUGUGGAAGGCCAAUUUACAAGAACCAAAGCUUCACCAGUCUGAUCCAUCAGUGACAAUUGUUGAUAACACUACUAAAAGUGGUAGAUGUAUGUGUGCAGUUAAGAGAAAAAUUGGCGGAGAUAAAAGGAGAAAUUUAAGGGAAGAUGAAAAAACACGUGUUAAACUUGGGCCUGCAAGUGAAAAUGACAGGCAACAACUUACAUGGUUUUCUAAUGCUUGCAAAGGAAUUCCACAGACAAGUCCAGGAUUCUUGCAAAAUAGUGUGGCUACAAUUCCACCCACAGCACCACCAGCUGCAGAAGACCCGGACUUGGCUAUGGCUAUUAGUGCAUCCCUUCAGUCUGCCAUGCAGGAGAGGCCACCCUUUCCUGAUGCCCAGCCUAACUUUGAAGCAAGCUCUUCAAGCAGUGCAGUGAAUACAGGCAAGCAAGGUUUUCUGGGUACACCAAAUCAAAGUACAAGUGAUAGUGAGUUAGUACAUGAAGCUAACCCGGGUGGCGUUGGGCAAGCUGAUGCUGGUUUCGAUUUGGAUCCAUCGGCUCCCCCAAUUGCUGAUGAAAUUCCAACGGAUGGCCCCAUUCAUUAUCCAUCAAUUGAUUUAAGCCCUGUCGAUAUGUCAUCUCCAGUUGCUGAGGAGCUACCUAAAGAAGAAGAAAAAAAUGCUAGUGGAAGUGGUUCAUCAUGUGUGAUAUGUUUAGAUGCUCCAGCAGAAGGGGCAUGCAUACCCUGUGGCCAUGUUGCUGGAUGCAUGUCUUGCUUAAACGAGGUGAAAGCAAAGAAAUGGGGUUGCCCUGUAUGUCGAGCUAAAAAGAAGCGUUUAGUUGCUUCCAUUUGUGUUGUGGCAAUUUUUCUUGGUUUUCUGUAUGUGUAUGGUGGAUCCAUCUUUGGUUCUCAGAAUGGUAGUUCAUCUGCUCUCGAAUAUGGCAGCAGAUCAUUGAAAAGACUUGGCUCAUCAUAUUUGGGUGCAGAGGAUGAUACUGAUGGGAAGCAAGCUGAAUCUUUAUCAAGUUUCAGGCAGGGAUAUGGGGAGGAUGAUAUUGUUCCAAAGAGUUUCCCUGUUUGUGAUGAUCGUCAUAUGGAGUUGAUUCCCUGCUUGGAUAGACACCUUAUCUAUCAAAUGAGGAUGAAACUGGACCUGUCUGUGAUGGAGCACUACGAGAGACACUGUCCUCCUGCAGAAAGGCGGUACAAUUGCUUGAUUCCUCCACCAUCAGGAUACAAGAUCCCUAUUAAGUGGCCACAGAGCAGAGAUGAAGUGUGGAAAGCAAAUAUCCCACAUACUCACCUUGCUCAUGAGAAGUCUGACCAAAAUUGGAUGGUUGUAAAAGGUGAAAAGAUAGUGUUUCCUGGUGGCGGGACUCAUUUUCACUAUGGAGCUGGCAAGUACAUUGCAUCAAUUGCAAAUAUGCUUAACUUUUCAAACAAUAAUCUAAACAAUGAAGGAAGGUUGCGAACAGUGCUUGAUGUUGGCUGUGGGGUUGCAAGUUUUGGAGCAUAUCUUCUUUCAUCAGAUAUCAUUGCAAUGUCCUUGGCACCAAAUGAUGUGCAUCAAAAUCAAAUCCAAUUUGCCCUAGAAAGAGGAAUUCCUGCAUAUCUUGGUGUCUUGGGAACUAAGAGACUCCCUUACCCAAGCAGAUCUUUUGAACUUGCUCAUUGUUCUCGUUGUCGAAUUGAUUGGCUUCAAAGAGAUGGAAUACUACUACUUGAACUAGAUCGCUUGUUAAGGCCAGGAGGUUAUUUUGCAUACUCAUCCCCAGAAGCAUAUGCUCAGGAUGAAGAGGAUCUAAGGAUAUGGAGAGAAAUGAGUGACCUUGUGGGGCGUAUGUGUUGGAAAAUAGCUGCAAAAAGGAACCAAACUGUCAUCUGGCAAAAACCUUUGACAAAUGACUGCUAUAUGGAAAGAGAGCCUGGUACUCGUCCUCCUCUUUGCCAAUCUGAUGAUGACCCAGAUGCAGUUUGGGGAGUAAAUAUGGAAGCUUGCAUAACACCUUACAGUGAUCGUGACAACAGAGCCAAGGGUAGUGGAUUAGCUCCGUGGCCUGCAAGAUUGACUAGUCCUCCUCCUAGAUUAGCUGACUUUGGCUAUUCAAAUGAAAUGUUUGAAAAGGACACGGACCUAUGGCAAAAGAGAGUUGAAAAGUACUGGAAUCUCUUGGGUUCCAAAGUCACAUCAAACACAUUGAGGAAUAUUAUGGAUAUGAAAGCAAACAUGGGUUCUUUCGCAGCUUCUCUUAGAGACAAGGAUGCUUGGGUGAUGAAUGUUGUAACUAAGGAUGGGCUAAACACACUUAAGCUUAUAUAUGACAGAGGCCUCAUUGGCACUACUCAUGACUGGUGUGAAGCAUUUUCAACAUACCCCCGGACUUAUGAUUUACUUCAUGCAUGGACUGUCUUCUCUGACCUAGAAAAGAAAGAUUGCAGUCCAGAGGAUCUAUUAAUUGAGAUGGAUCGCAUGCUUAGGCCUACUGGUUUUGUGAUCAUCAGGGAUAAACAACCUGUGAUUGAUUUUGUUAAGAAGUACCUUAGUGCUUUGCACUGGGAAGCAGUUGCAACUGCAGAUUCCAGUUCUGACUCUGUCCAGGAUGGUGAUGAAGCUGUUCUUAUCAUCCAGAAGAAAAUGUGGCUCACUAGUGAAAGCUUCAGGGAUACAGAAUAGGACAACCAUUAUAUUUUCAUUUUCUUAUAUAUUAUUAUCUGUAGCUACAAGGGAUCAAAGCAGGUCCCAAGUGGUGAAGCAGUAAACAACUUCAUUUUGUAGCAUUACGUAAUGUUCUCUUUUCAUUUGUUUUCCUUUUGAUUCUCAUUUCUGGGGUAAUGAUUCAUGUGAUUAAGGCAUAGGCAUCACGCUUUUAUAGGCUAUUCAAAAUUUUGCCUGCAUUGGGGGAUUACUGGAUUAUGUAAGCUACUUAAAUCAAGACUUAGUAGACUUGAUAAAAUAGAUUACCACUUGUCACUUAUAAGUUAUGUAAUAUAUAUACACAAGCCUCUUCUGCUCAUGAUUUCAUUUCGGCUUGCCCAAUCACUGAACAGCCAGAAGCCAAGAAAUAUCUAUAUAAUAUUUCCUCGACAUAACUAAUGCAUGAUUAUACAGUUAUGGUUUU
This is a messenger RNA of Abrus precatorius (Indian licorice), 3992 nucleotides long. RefSeq names its product probable methyltransferase PMT3. The coding region runs from base 302 to 3547 and encodes 1081 amino acids. Lineage: Eukaryota; Viridiplantae; Streptophyta; Magnoliopsida; Fabales; Fabaceae. Gene Ontology annotation, molecular function: protein binding; methyltransferase activity. The transcript has 17 exons. Gene Ontology annotation, cellular component: endosome; cytoplasm; trans-Golgi network. The record is from RefSeq and is a predicted model, not a curated record.